This is a messenger RNA of Austrofundulus limnaeus, 2713 nucleotides long. RefSeq names its product UDP-GlcNAc:betaGal beta-1,3-N-acetylglucosaminyltransferase 9 (gene b3gnt9). Gene Ontology annotation, cellular component: Golgi membrane. The record is from RefSeq and is a predicted model, not a curated record. The transcript is spliced from 8 exons. Gene Ontology annotation, molecular function: hexosyltransferase activity; UDP-glycosyltransferase activity. Lineage: Eukaryota; Metazoa; Chordata; Actinopteri; Cyprinodontiformes; Rivulidae. Gene Ontology annotation, biological process: protein O-linked glycosylation; poly-N-acetyllactosamine biosynthetic process. Bases 955 to 2391 code for a protein of 478 amino acids.
CUUUAGCAUCUUUAGAUCAAUAAUAAAUCUGACACAUCAUCAAAGGAGAGAAAACAACUCAGGUAAACUGUGAAAACAACAACUUCUUUCCGGUCGAGUGGAACUGGUACCAGUUUGUGUGUGAGGUGGGGUCACCUGGACCUGAGGACACCUGGACAGGUCAGUGCAGGAAUGGAUCUUUUGAUUGUAAAAGCUCCAGAACUUUGCCCUGGACCAACGAGCCUCUCAUGUUUUCCUUCAACCACCAGAGGGUUCUGUUGGACCGGAUGAUGCUGAAUCUAAACUGACAUCAUUAUGUUUAUCUAAAGAUCCAAAAGGAGCCCAUCUGGGUCUGUUCGCACCCAGAACCAGACCUGUCCCUCUAGACCAACGAGGUCCGGGUACCCUCAGUCCAGCAUGUGUAAAAAGAGACAAACAUCUGUCCUUUAGGGCUCAGGGUUCUGGCCCAACAGCGCCCUCUGGUGGUUGGCUCAUGUUUCUACAGCAGAGUUUUCUGGGCUGAAUGUUUCCAGAUGUUUGCACCUUUUUUAAGAAAGGUAAUUUAAAAAUAAAGUAAUUUUAGUAAUUUUGUGAUUUAAUUGUUGUAAAAAACCAACAUCAGGUCAUAAAUCUGUUCCUGUUUUUGUUUUCUAGUUCAACAUGGAGCUGGAAACAUUUCUGCCCUUAAUGCUCGUAUUUCCUACGAGCCCUGAAGGCAGCACAUGUGCAGUUUGUUCUUGUGGGUCAGACAGAACCAAAAAAAGGAUUUGAAUUUUCCAUUUUCUCUCUCUGCAGAAGCAGAUUCCUCCUCCUCAGCUCCUCUUCAGAUCUUUGGAAACUUUAAGGACAGAUUCAGUUUUUGAGGAGAAGCUCCAGAUGACUGAUCUGUUCCACCUCUGCUGCUGAAAACUGAUGUCUGAAGAUGGAAACACCUGAUGGACAGCUGCAGGUACCAGUUUCCACGGACCUCUGAAGAUGCUGAGGAAGGUGUUGGUGAUGAUGAUGAGGAGGAUCCUCCACGUGCGUGGGGAUGUGAUGUGCACGUUAGUUCUUCUUCUUCUGCUCUGCCUCCUGCUCUACUGCCAGCAGCUUCUUCUCUCCUCAGGAUGGAGCAAACCACAGCUGAAGCUGGAGAUCCACGGCUCCACCAGCUCCAGCCGGACCCUGCUGGGGGCCAGGGGGGCCAAACGAGGCCAGGAGGCUCAGAAGGUCCCGUCAGACCCACAGCUGCCUCACUGUAAACCUGGACCAGACCGUGAACCUUCAGGUCCUGAAUCCAGACCUCAGACCCGGUCCACGCAGACCCGGUCCAGAUCCAAAUCCAAAAAGAAGAAGGCCGCAGGAACAAAGACAGCUAAAAUCGCGCCGCCGGCACCGACAACGCCGCCUUUUGACUUUGAAGGUUACCUGAGGGAAAAGGACAAGAGGACCUUUCAGCUGCUGGUGGACCAGCCGAAGAAAUGUGACAUCAGAGAGGAGGAGGAGGAGGAGGAGGAGGGAGGAAGAAGAGGAGGAGGAAGAGGAGGAAGCAGCUCUGCUCCGUACCUGCUGAUCGCUGUGAAGUCCACAGCUGCAGAUUUUGACAAACGACAGGUGGUCCGACAGACGUGGGGCAAGGAGGGGGUCUUCCAGUCCGGGGUAUCCAUCCGGACCGUCUUCUUGCUGGGGAUCCCCAGGAACCGCAGCGCUCUGCCUCUGUGGGACCGGCUCCUGGCCUACGAGAGCCGGAUCUUCAGGGACAUCCUGGUCUGGGACUUUGAAGACACCUUCUUCAACCUGACCCUGAAGGAGACCCACUUCCUGGACUGGGUCAACAGCAGCUGUCCUCACGUGAGGUUCGUCUUCAAGGGAGACGCUGACGUUUACGUCAACGUGGAAAACAUCCUGGAGAUGCUGCGAGGCCGAGACCCGGAGGAGGAUCUGUUCAUGGGGGACAUCAUCGUCCGAGCCAAACCCAUCCGCCGCCGAAACUCCAAAUAUUACGUUCCUGAGUUCCUGUACGGCGGCGCUCUGUACCCCGACUACGCCGGAGGAGGGGGCUUUGUGAUGUCGGGACACACGGCCCGGAGGCUGGGCUCGGCCUGUCGACAGGUGGAGCUGUUCCCGAUUGACGACGUCUUCCUGGGGAUGUGCCUCCAGCUGAUCGGCGUCAAGGCUUCCCGCCACCAGGGCUUCCGGACCUUUGGGAUCCCCCGGCCGUCGGCGGCGCCCCACCUCCAGACGUUCGACCCUUGUUUCUACAAGGAGCUCAUGGUGGUCCACAGCCUCAGCGUCCCGCAGAUCUGGCUCAUGUGGAACCUCCUGCGGGACCCCAAACUGAGCUGCCACAACCGGCCCAGCCCCAGGUCCGGACCCUUCCAGUGGAGGACGGAGGACGAUUACGGUGAAAAGACGGUGUUUGUGGGUCAUUAGGACGGAGCUGGCGUGUCGAGUUUAUCGAACCAAGAUGGCCGAUGAUCUGGAGGGAAAUGAGUCCUCAAAGAAAUCUGCUCUGGAUUACUGAGACAGGAAGCCAGAUGUUUAGGUCUGGAGUUCAACUUUAACAAGGUGAGAAGAAGAAAUGAGCUUCCACAGAGUGGUUGGGAUGUAACAUAAAAUGAAACAGAUUAUAAUCUCAAACUUUAUUUAUUCACCAUAUUUUAUGUCAGCAAGCUGUGAACGUAAGUGGAAUAUAUAAAAUGAUUUGAUUCAGCUUCAGGAGUCGAUACAGAAUAAAGAUUCAACAGAAAAUGAA